Messenger RNA from Mycena indigotica, 492 nucleotides. RefSeq lists its product as uncharacterized. NCBI's taxonomy places the organism in Eukaryota, Fungi, Basidiomycota, Agaricomycetes, Agaricales, Mycenaceae. The transcript has 6 exons. The record is from RefSeq and is a predicted model, not a curated record. Bases 1 to 492 code for a protein of 163 amino acids.
AUGACCUCGUAUUGCCCGAGUUGUUAUAAACCAAAAUGUCAAUCUUACUGGCAGAAAACAGUCUUUAUUUGUGUCGCAACGAGACACCAUUGGCACCAAAUACCGCCCAAUGCGGCUUCAACCGCGAUAGAGGGCUACGGGUCCCAGAUUGUCCAGCCAAAGUCGCUGACAGGACACGUAGUGUUGGGCUAUUAUAAAAUUUCCGACUUUUCCCCCCCAGCUCCCAACAUCUUCCAAGAAAUCUGUGCAGCGACUUUUAUAACGAGCUAUACGACCGUCUGCGAGAAUAGACGGCGCGGCAUUACCUGCCGUACCUUCGUCCUCAGCGUCUUGUCUGAGCUGUGUGCCCGUGGUCACAUUGCGUGGCAGAAAGCGUCGAGCAUAUCCAGCUUUGUGGAAAGCUUGGAAAGGGUCAUUCGAGAUCACAGCAUCCGCGCUGACUGCUCUAAUGGUGGUAUGACGAUAACUGAUUGUGGCUCAACUCUGUCCUGA